UUUUUUUCUUUUGCCACUUUUGUCUUUUCUCUUUUUUUCCGUCUCCUCCUCCUCCCCAAAACCACCAUCUUCAUCCUCCUCCUCCUCCUCCCUGUUUCACUUCAUUUCAUUAGUUUUACUCUUGUUCCAAUUUCCUUUUUCUUCAACAGAGACUCACAUGGAUGGGCCGACAGAGCACCUGGUCUUUACACUUCGACCUGAGGAAGAGCAUGACGCAGUAGUCCAGGUCAAGCAGGAGUUCCCGGUCGAGCGUCUGAGCGAGAACUUCACGGUGUGUCAGUGGAUGUGGCCACUCUACCCGCGCACCAUCUCCAACCUCUUCAUCGUCAGUGACCCGGCCUCCUCUAUCACUGCUAAGACCCUAGAGGGAAGGGUCCUAGUGGCAGUGAACACCUCCUGCCUCACCUCCCUCAACACCACUGAGCUGCACCCCAAUGCCUGGCAGCACAUGUGUCUGGCCCUCACCGGCGGCACUCUGACGCUGCACCUGGACGGCCAGACAUACCGCAAGAAGGUGUCGGACAUGGAGGAGUGCCGGGGGACCAUUUCGAGCACCAGGAACGUGACGGUGCAGGUUGGGAUGGAUGAUGGCCAGCUGACCUACUCCGGGCGGGUCAGUGGUGUGAGGUACUAUGACCGGGAGCUGCUGGCGGCGGAGGUGAUUGGGCUGCAAGGAUGUGAGGACAUGGCUGGGGAUUACAUGCGAGUUACGAAUGUCACGAUGAUCGGGAAUGUGUCUCACUUUGACCUCAAUGACCCUCAAAGACUGUGUCAGCCUGAGCCCAAGGAGUUUGUGGCACUGUUCAGCCUGUGCGGGCAUCACUUCCAGGCCCGGCGGCUGUGUGCGCGGAUGGGCGGGAGGCUUAUCAACCAGACGGAUGACUUGGACACCCUCAUGUACGCGAUCAACCUGUCAUUGGAUGUGGAGGACACGUCGCUGUUCCUGUGGAUGAACGAGAUGGUCACCGAGGACACCGGCCGCGUGCUGUCCAUCAACCGCCACACCCAGACCUACCACAUGCUGACCUACAGCUGUGGCUCGGAGCUGUUCAAUACCGCCUGUGUCAUGCCUCUCGGGAAGACCGUCUACAUGAAGUGCAACAACACAGUGGAGCUCACCCUCCAAAACUAUAACCGCCGGCUGGUGCUGCUGUCCAAGAUGGGCGAGAUGAUCCGCCGGGAGCCGUGCCAGCAGCUGGGCGUGGACAGCGAAACCAGGAGGUGCCUCAGCAGAAGGUCGGUGUGGAUGCAGGAGUACACACCGCUGGAGGAGGGACAAGACAUCUUUGGGCGUAAGAGCUGGGCGGAGCAGGACCCGGCCAUGGAUGGCAGGCAGAAGCUCAGCAUCACCCUGUGCGAGGAUGGGAAGUUCACAUGCAAUGACGGCAGCUGCAUCGCCCUGUGGCUGCGCUGCGACGGCGUGCCACACUGCGAGGACAACUCCGACGAGGGCAAUGUCUGCACCUUCCUCAAGCCCCCGCCACCCUCCUACUGGAAGGGGGCAUGUCCCAACACUCAGCCAGUGGUCGGUCUCAUCGCCAACGUGUUCAGGGUCACCUCUGUCUCCCUGGAUACCAACGAGUUCAAGGUCAACCUGGAGAUCAUAACGUCUUGGCGGGAUCACCGGCUGACCUUCCAGAACCUACAAAACAGCACCAAGAUCCUGCCGGCCAAGGACUUCAGCCUGCUAUGGACUCCGACGCUGCAGUUCCCCGAGGCGCAUUACGAGGACAACCUGAACAUCCUGACCAAGACCUCUGUGCUGGAAGGCUUCAAGGUCAUGCCGGUGGGGAAAGGGCGACCCGAGACAGAGAACAGCUAUGAGGUGAUGCAGUACAAUGGGUCAGACGUGGAGAUCCAACACACCAUGCAGUACCAGUUCACCUUCUCCUGCGAGUACGACUUCCUCUCCUUCCCCUUUGACACCCAGGAGUGCGGGAUGCAGAUCAAUCUUUUGCCAUCUCUCGGGUGUGACCCUCGCUGGGACACGCAGUCGGGGGGGGUCCAGGUGUACGGUGAGGGGUCCACACUUUCCAUGUACAGCAUAUCCCCCGCACGGUACAACCUCGAGGAUGGCAGGUCGGUCGUGGCGCUCAGACUCCUCUUCACCCAUAAGUUCUCGGCGUAUGUCAUGACGACCUUCUGCCCCUGCAUCAUCCUGUGUCUCCUUGCGCAUGUCACCCUCACGCAUUUCCAGCUGACGGAUUUCAACGACCGGAUUAUGGUGACGCUCUCCCUGCUCAUCGUUCUCGCCUCGCUCUUCUCCCAGCUCUCCUCCACGCUCCCAAGCUCGCCGGUCUCCAAACUCGUCGAUCACUUCUUCUUCUACUGCAUCGUCCGUGUUAGCCUCAUCUUCCUCAUCCACAGUUCCAUCGAGUUGAGUCUCCGGUCGUCUCGUAAGGCCGAGGAUGCGAAAAAGGAUACCAGUGCUGUGAUUCACGGUGAUGAUCCAAUGCUGGGAAUUCAAAUGAAGCUUGCGUGGGUGUCCGAGCCUGCCAAGGAGACCAAGGAGUCCCCCAAGAAAGGCCUCAACAAGCCGGCCAUCAUCAACAAUGCCGGAUGUGUGCUGCUGCUGGUGCUGGAUGUGGUGGUGGCAGCCGUGCUAUCCGACAUGGCCGUCAGUAGCCACAGGGAAAAGUACGACCGAUUCCAGGCUUGCAAUGUUACCCUUAGCCAAUAGAUUCGAGGUCGGGUGUAAGGGUAGAGUUUUCUGGGCAUCCACUCCACACCAAACCAUUCCUCACCCCCAGUAGAGUAUAGAAUAACACCCAUCACCUAAGGGGCAUGCAGGGUCACACAGGAUGCUCCCCAGGUCCUAUUAUCCUUCAGGGCACCAUCCUUUCUUGUAAUUCUGUUUGGCACUCCUUGAUGCAAAACCCCAAAUCAAAAUCCUUAUCCUAAUGAAGAUGAGAGGCUUAUACGUAGAAGGUAAAAUGAAGGAUAGGAGAGAAGGAGAAGGAGGAGGAGGAGGAAGAGGACAGGCACAUAAGUAGAACAGAAAACAAGGUAGAAAAUAAAGAUAAGAGAGUGCAUGUAUAAAUUUGGAGAGAGAUAAAGAAGAGGAAAAGCAAUAGGAGAAGGAGAAGGAGGAGGAGGAGGAGGAGGAGGACAGGCACAUACGUAGAACAGAAAACAAGGAAGAAAAUAAAGAUAAGAGAGUGCAUGCAUAAAUUUGGAGAGAGAUAAAGAAGAGGAAAAGCAACAGGAGAGAGAGAGAGAGAGAGGUACACUUACACAACGAAAGUAUAGAUUUUGAGUGUUAGUCACGGCAGUACUUACACCAACAGUAGUAGUGACGGUAGUAUUAGAAGUAGCAUCAAUUCUCACUCUCGGCAAUAACUUAGGCUGAAUAACU
Eriocheir sinensis (Chinese mitten crab) is the source of this 3355-nucleotide messenger RNA. RefSeq lists its product as uncharacterized. Gene Ontology annotation, molecular function: extracellular ligand-gated monoatomic ion channel activity; neurotransmitter receptor activity; protein binding. The transcript has 4 exons. Bases 158 to 2680 code for a protein of 840 amino acids. Gene Ontology annotation, biological process: regulation of membrane potential; signal transduction; nervous system process. Lineage: Eukaryota; Metazoa; Arthropoda; Malacostraca; Decapoda; Varunidae. Gene Ontology annotation, cellular component: neuron projection; synapse; membrane. The record is from RefSeq and is a predicted model, not a curated record.